AUGUAUCAUAUUGAAUUGACUAUUGAGUAUUGUCCUAUAUUGGUAGAUCGCGAAGAAUCAUUGUAUAAGUUGCCAUCAGUGGAGGAAUCAUUGUAUGUGAAAGGUUGGAGUGUUAAGACUUUGUCACAGGCUCAUUGGGAAAGUUGUUUUGAGAGUGUUAAGGCUAUCGAAUUGCAACUUGCCGAUUUACGAGAAGCUUUGCCUCAAGUUGGAGAAAUAGAUAACGAUGCUGCAAUUGCUGUUGCAAAGGAUGUUCAUCUUGAAAUUGCUAUUCAAGAAAUAAAAAAUUUGAUUAAGUACUUUAAGGAGUAUAGAGAAAAAGGCUUUUCAAAAGCGAUUGAUGAAGCUAGAGAGAUUGCAAGUGAAAUGGAUAUUGAUCUGUUAUUUAUACAAAAACGUAUAAUUAAAAGGAAAAAAAACAGAAAAGAUGAGAGUUCAAGUAGCGAAGAAGUUGCAUUUACAGUUGAAGAGAAUUUCAGAAAGUUGACGAAUAUCAAAGAUGAAGAUCUUAAGUCGUCUUGUUAUCAUCUUGAAGAUGCUCUCAAGUUUGAAGGGAGCUCAGAUAUUGAUGAUGAGGCACUAUAUAUGGAGCUUAAGUUAUUUCAUGCAUCACUAACCAAUAAAUUUAGCAACCCUAUAGAUGUUUUAGAGCACAUGAAAGAAGAGGAUUAUUUCCCAGAAGCAUGCAUUGCAUAUAGAAUAUUGUUAACUAUUCCAGUCACUGUGGCAUCUGCAGAAAGAAGGUUUUCAAAGUUGAAGUUGUUAAAAUCUUACUUACGAUCUACAAUGUCUCAGGAUAGACUUAGUGGGUUGGCGAUGAUAGCUAUCGAGAAUGAAGUCUUAGAUAAUUUAAAUUGUGAAUGA
Helianthus annuus (common sunflower) is the source of this 864-nucleotide messenger RNA. RefSeq lists its product as uncharacterized. Bases 1 to 864 code for a protein of 287 amino acids. Gene Ontology annotation, molecular function: protein dimerization activity. NCBI's taxonomy places the organism in Eukaryota, Viridiplantae, Streptophyta, Magnoliopsida, Asterales, Asteraceae. The transcript is spliced from 4 exons. The record is from RefSeq and is a predicted model, not a curated record.